GGGGACGGGCGGCGGCCGCGCGGGGAGCGGCGGUGGGGAGCGCGCAGCCGGCCCCGACCGCAGGCCCGGGUUCCACGAGUCCCGCGCGCGCCGCCACCGUCGCCGCCUCGGGCCCCCGCGCCGCCCCGUCCCGCCGCCCGGCCCGGCCUGCGCCCCCCUCGCGGGCCCGCGCCGCCGCCGCCGCCGCCAUGGCGGAAGUUCGCAGACGUCAGCGGGCCCGGGUUAAAGGAGAAGCCCCCGCCGAGCCCUCCGCGCGCAGCGAUGAGGAGGAGCUGGGCAUGGCGCCGGCCGGCACGCUGACGGCGCUGCUGAAGCUGCUGGCCGCCGCCUUCUACGGCCUGAGCUCCUUCCUCAUCGUGGUGGUGAACAAGAGCGUGCUCACCGGCUACAGAUUCCCCUCCUCCCUCUGCGUGGGCCUCGGCCAGAUGGUGGCCACUGUGGCAGUUCUCUGGGUGGGAAAGGCUCUCAGAGUAGUCAAGUUUCCUGACCUUGAUAGAAAUGUACCUCGAAAGACGUUUCCACUACCUCUACUAUAUUUUGGGAACCAAAUCACGGGACUGUUCAGCACAAAGAAACUGAACUUGCCCAUGUUUACGGUUCUCAGAAGGUUCUCCAUCCUGUUUACAAUGUUUGCUGAAGGAGUUUUACUCAAGAAGACUUUUUCUUGGGGUAUUAAAAUGACUGUAUUUGCAAUGAUUAUUGGAGCCUUUGUAGCUGCCAGCUCUGACUUGGCCUUUGACCUGGAAGGGUAUGUCUUUAUUUUGAUAAACGAUGUCCUGACGGCCGCAAAUGGUGCAUACGUAAAGCAAAAAUUAGAUUCAAAAGAGCUGGGGAAGUACGGCCUGCUCUACUACAACGCCCUGUUCAUGAUCCUGCCCACGCUGGCCAUCGCAUACUUCACAGGAGACGCACAGAAGGCGGUGGAGUUCGACGGCUGGGCUGACGCCCUCUUUCUUCUGCAGUUCACCCUGUCCUGUGUGAUGGGGUUUAUCUUGAUGUUUGCCACCGUGCUCUGCACACAGUACAAUUCUGCUCUUACGACUACAAUCGUUGGCUGUAUUAAGAAUAUAUUAAUAACAUAUAUUGGUAUGGUUUUUGGUGGAGAUUAUAUUUUCACAUGGACAAACUUCAUUGGCUUAAAUAUCAGCAUUGCUGGGAGCCUGGUGUACUCCUAUAUCACUUUCUCUGAAGAGCAGCUGAGCAAACAGUCCGAGGCCAGUAACAAGCUGGACGUCAAGGGGAAAGGAGCGGUGUGACCAGAGGCUGCUGCAGCUGCAGAGCGCGGCUCGGACCAGCUCAGAGCACUGGCCGUUCCUACAUGGACACAGAGGUGUACCAAUAGAGAGAAUGCCUUCCUUCGCACUCAUACAAUCUGAGGAUUGAUUGCUGCCUUUUAAAAUUUUGUUCUGAAAGAAAUUUAUGAUUGACUCUAUUUUUAAAUGUUUGAAUUAAUUUAUAUCAAAGUAGAAAAUGUACUGGGCUUUUUAAUUUAUUUUUCUUCUUUAUUGACAGUGAAACAUCACUGUUUUGAAAGUAUUUUCUUCCAUAGUUUGAUAUCCAGGUGGCCCUGACAGCAGCGUGUCAUGUUUUCCAUCUGGAGCCUCAUCGCUCUGAUUGUGGCUGCGUCUGGAGCAGGUCGGCCUCUCCUCUGCGGACCGUCACACCGAGCAUCUGAAUUCGCUCUUCUUCCCUUCGAUUGCAUUGUCUUCAUAAUAUCACUGCCGUUGCCAAAGACAGCAGCUUUGGCACUAAAACAUUUGUGGGGCUCUGAAGAGUUGUGUUGGCUUCCUUGAGAACUCAGGAUAAGCCCAGCGUGUUCUUUGAAAAUGUUUUCCCUUCUUUGUCGUGGGAUGGGGACAGUGACGGGAUGGAGGAAGUCGGCCUCAUGCUCGUGUAUUUGUCCAGCUCUCCGAUCUGUCUGAAACACGUUGAGUGGUGCGUGCCAAGCAUCAUGCUCAGUGCGGGGGUUCAGAGGUGUUAGGGAGGCAGCUGGAAGAUUUCACUACUACUACCAUAGCUGAAGGUGAGACUGAGAAUUUAGCUUUAUCAGUCACAAAAGAUGUGCCCAGGAGUGAGCAGUGAGUUGUGUCAGUGCUCAGCGCAUGUCUGUAGGUACCUACUGACUAUUAGAAGUACCUGCCCCGCCCUUCAGCAGUGUAAGGCUGGAAGCUGCGCGUGGGGUUGCAGAGCUGCCGCCUGUGACCCAGCACACCCCAGCCUGACACCUGCAGGGUGAGGGUGUCGGGUGCAUACGUCACCAGCACUUGUCUCUCCAGCCCCCUUCCCUGCGUCUGGCCUGAGGGGAAGGGCUGGUUUUAGGUUGUUGUCACAGUUCUUCCUCUGGCAAUGUCCGUGUUAGAGCUGUCAUCUCCCUUCCCCCUCAUGUGACAUGAACCCAAGACCCUUCACCCACCAUAUGCCCUCAGCCACUUACUGAGCUUCCCUGGAGGAGCAGCUGUGAACAGGCCUGUACCGGACUGCCCCUCUGGCCGGGUUGGCAUUGGGCAUUCACUCAGGCACAGUCCUGUGACUUGGCUCAGAGACACCGCUGGCUGUGGGCUGAGUGCUUGCUCAGGGCAGCUGCGCAGCAGGGUGCAGAGGCUGGCACCCUGGCCCCGUGCACGUCCAAACUUGUUUCAUGGGGUUUGGAAUCCACUGGCUCCUCUACUGACCUAAACGAUUAGUAUUUUGGUGUUGCCACAGGAAACCGGGAGAGUGGUGCUUUCAUCCUCGUGCCUUUUCCUGUUGGUCUUCAUUAAAGUCCGGCUGGUGUUUCGCUGGAAUCAGCUGUCUGGCCCUCUCUCGAGUUAUAGUCGCCCUGUGAGAACCUGAGGCUGACUUUUUUCCCAGCAGCGUUUGACCUGAGAAAAUUCCACUGGGAAGGUAGGAGAUGAUCUUGUGUCAGACAGGUCUGACUGUCCCUAUUUUACCAAAGAGACCAGGAGCUUCAGGAAGGUGACUUGCUAUAAAUGAGGGGUUCUUAACCUUCCUAAUGCCGCGACCAUUUAAUACAGUUCCUCAUGUGUGGUGACCCUCAACCAUAAAAUUAUUUUCAUUGCUGAGAAGCAACAUGAGGAACUGUAUUGAAGGGUCACAGCAUUAGGAAGGUUGAGAACCACUGUCAAGGUCUCACUUCAUGAUGUGAGGAGAUAUUAUACAGUGGGUUUUUUUUUUUUAAGCUUUGUUUUUUUUAAAAUACUUCUUAAAAAGAAAUCUGGUUAGAUUGUCUCAUAAAAAUGUUUUUAGAGAUUAUUUUGUUGACACGUGUUUUUCCUCACGAUGAUCAGUUGAUUUUGGUCUUCAUGCAGGAGUUGGCCUCACAAAAUGCUUUUUCAGCCUAGAUUCUAUUUACCAAGUGACCAGUUUAUUGUUAAAAGCCCUGAGGUUUGAGGUAUGUAAAUCAGGUGACAUGAACAUGAAAAUUAUGUGCCUAAAUAUUUUUGUAAUGAUAUAAAAUAAAUACUUUUUCCUGAGAA
Molecule: messenger RNA, 3476 nt
Organism: Nycticebus coucang (slow loris)
Lineage: Eukaryota; Metazoa; Chordata; Mammalia; Primates; Lorisidae
Gene: SLC35D1
Product: solute carrier family 35 member D1
Exons: 12
Coding region: 189-1256 (355 amino acids)
Cellular component (GO): Golgi apparatus
Molecular function (GO): antiporter activity; GDP-fucose transmembrane transporter activity
Source: RefSeq, a predicted model, not a curated record